AGGAGUGGAUGAGCCUGAGCCGACUAGUCAGUCUCUCCCCACAAGGAACACUCUUGUCGGAGGUGAUACCACCCUCCUCCUGGCUGAAAAAACAACAGAACCCUCCGCUUCCGACUGGAAACAGGAGCCGGUGUCCGGAGCAGGAUGUAUCGAUCUGUUUGCUUGUAGCGCUCCUCCAGCGGAUCCUCCAUGCGCCAGGGAAUGGAUCCGGAAUCCGGUGCGGCGUCUGCGGGGAGUUUCAUCUCCCUGAAUGAACAUGAGCAGAGGUAUUACUCAGGUCUCCACAGCCUGUGCCAAGCUGACACUGCAGGACAACUGUCGUCCGGCAAAGUGGCGGAGCUGUUCAAGGCGUCUCAGCUACCUCCUGAAGCCCUGCAUAAAGUGACCGAGGUGUGUGGAGCAAAGCGUCUGGGCUACUUUGGUACACCUCAGUUCUACGUGGCCCUAAAGCUGCUGGCAGCCGCCCAGUCUGGUCUGCCCAUCCACCUGGAGAGCGUAACGGCCAAUCUACCUCUGCCUAGAUUUCUUGGACUGAAGAAUGAACCAGAGAUGCGAUACUCAGCCGUCCCUCCGAGCAUAGACAGUCAGGGGGCUCAGUGCGGGACUGCACCUGGUUCCCUCUCCUGGACUCCAGCUGACCGAAGCGCAUUCAGAUACCUGGAAGCCAAUGUGGAGAAGAAGGAACCUUGGUCCCCACCACGAUCACCGUGCAGUUCACCGUCUCGCUCUCCACUGACCUACCGCAGCUACCUGUACACCAAGCAGAGGAACGGGGCCGACUCUCAGAUCGCCUAUGAAUGCAAACAUUCCUCGCGGCUAGAGCAACACUCCUCGCCCAGUAACUACGGGACCAAAGCCACUGUGGAGCAUCCUGCUAUGGCUCGGGCUUCUUCAUCUGAGAGGCUGGAUCAGCAGGGCGUAGUGGACUAUUCUGACGAUGACCCCUGGAGGAUCACAGAGGAACAGCUGGAGUAUUACACCAAUCAAUUUAAGAGCCUGCAGCCUGACCUGGGGGCUCUCAUCCUGGGAGCCAUUGCAAAGAACUUCUUCACAAAAUCCAAGCUCCCAAUACCAGAGCUUUCCCACAUUUGGGAGUUGAGUGAUGUGGACAGAGAUGGAGCUCUCACUUUCCCUGAGUUCUGCACAGCCUUUCAUUUGAUUGUGGCGCGCAAGAACGGGUACCCUCUCCCAGAGAGCCUUCCUCCAACCCUGCAACCAGGGUUCAUGCAGCAGGAAGAGGACAUACCGGAUACUCCUGAAAGUGCAGAGCCUCUUAUUGUCUUUGAGGAUACUGAACUGAGGCCCAAUCGGCUGGAUCGGACCAUUAUAGAGAGGCUCCAGCCAAGCCUGGCCACAACAAAGCAAGAUUUGAAAGAGGAAUCAUGUAAACAAGAUGUAGGUGUGAAGAGGGUGACAUCCCAAGAGAAACAAACUCUACAACGUGCUUUUCCUGAGAGGCCAGAGCCACCUCACGACCUGGACCCACAGAUGAGGACAAAAACUAGACCGAGGUCAUACUCCAGCACUUCUUUUGAAGAUGCGAUGAAGAAAGCCGAAGAGCCUCCCACCCCUCCACCUAGACCCCAGAAGACCCACUCCAGAGCCUCCUCACUGGAUCUCAACAAGCUGUUCCAGCAAGGCGCUCCAGGGGUUAAAAGCGGAUGGUUGCCACCUCCUCCAGCCCUCCCUCCGAGACCAACAACAUCACAGGUUCCUCAUUUUAUCAGCGUUUCAGAGAAAACUCCCCAGAAUAAAGUGCAGCAGCCAAACUUUGCUGACUUCAGCCACUUUAGAGAAGAGGAGGAGAGCAGUGUGAAACCUGAGGAACAGGGUCUGCGCUCAAGAUUUGGUCGAAGUACUGAAGACUUGACAAAUGCGUCAAAACAGGACAUGAUUGGAGUUUCUCACACUCAGGCGCCACAGAAGCCGGUCCGCAGGAAAUACCACCCAGAGAGCCAGAACCUGGAGGCCGUACCUCCACCUGCCAUGCCAUUUGCUACCCCUGCCAAACCUGCUCAAAAGCUGCUGUCCGGACAGAAGAGGGAGAUCCAGAUGGCGAUCCGUAAAAACAAGGAAACCAACGCAGUGUUGACACGCCUCAAUAGCGAGCUCCAACAGCAACUCAAGGUGGUUCACCAGGAGAGGGUCACCUUGGAGUCCCAGCUGGAGCUCCUGCGGCCCGUGGCGUCAACGUGACUGAAGUCUGGUUAGAGUCACGUUACCUGCCGUGUGUCACCUACAUACUAUCAAACAUCAAAGUUUGAGCCAAGAUACAGAAAGUUGUUGUCUUUUGUCAUGAAUACAUAAUAAAUGUAAAGGGGUUGACGAUGGGGAUAAACAGGGAUUUCUUUGAUGAACAAUUCCAGCUGUUACUCUGUGUUACUUUUAAUGAUGUUUUGCAGGAUUAAACCAUCCAUUUUUCAAACACUGAAUGAUAUGCACAUGUAAAAUAUCUUGUUAUUCAUUGUGACAUUCUAACUUUUUUUUCCUCUUGAUUUUUCAUGACUCUUACGACGAAAGUACUCUCAGUUUUUCAGUGUGUGGAUGCAGUGCAUUACAUGUGUAUCCAUGUGUGGUCUAAAGCAAGUGAUGGUGCUACAGAUUAGUUUCUGAAUCGGAUUACUUUUUGCACCUUGGUUGAAAAAAAAUGCACAUUUGCGAGGUUGUAUUUAAUGUUUGGAAAUGCCGCAUAAGAUAUGAGGUGGAUUUAAUUUAGCUACUGGUUUCCACCCUGCGCACAAGAUUUGAUUGUCUGCUGCCACAAUGUAGCACUGGCACAUGAGGCUAUCGGGACACUGAGGAAUGUUGACACUGGAUUUGUAUGAAAUAUUUUACUUGAACACCCCAUCUUUAAUGUAAGCACUGUUUUAAUCCCCUUAUGUUUAUUAUCAUAUGAAGAGUUAUGUCUGCACUGCAGCCAUUAAAACCAUCAAAAACCAAACCAGUGUUUGGUCGAGAAAGAAAAUGAAAUUAGCACAAUGUUCUUCUAAUGUUUUGCAAGAUAGAUUUCAAAACAGCUAAUGUGUCUGUACAAGCAGAUGUGGUUUUGAUUUUAUCUAUGCAAAGAUGUGGUGCUUCUUAAGCUUGCUUUAGACCAUUUUUUCCACACAUCCUGAUUGUUCAUGAUGGUAAAUGAAGUGGCUGAUGAUGGCAUGCUUGAUACUGCAUGCUAAGAUGAUGUGAGCAUUGGACUGUAAACCUUAAAUCAUGCACAACUGAGCUCUGGGCUGAAGACAAUAAUCAAACUAAUCAAUAAAUUUGUCUAUUUUUA
Molecule: messenger RNA, 3271 nt
Organism: Morone saxatilis (striped sea-bass)
Lineage: Eukaryota; Metazoa; Chordata; Actinopteri; Moronidae
Gene: reps2
Product: RALBP1 associated Eps domain containing 2
Exons: 19
Coding region: 190-2196 (668 amino acids)
Biological process (GO): endosomal transport; endocytosis
Cellular component (GO): cytoplasm; plasma membrane
Molecular function (GO): calcium ion binding; protein binding
Source: RefSeq, a predicted model, not a curated record